CAAAAUAAGGGAGAAGAAGUCAAAGAAAGUAGGCUAGGAUACGAGGUUAUAAAUAAAGAACUACUAACUCAUCAUCUUUAUCUAGCUCCCACAAUUUUUUUCAAACUAAAAAUCAAAUCAUUAUUCAGAGGAAAACGAUGACUAGUUCUGAUCAAUCUCCGUCGCACAACGUCUUCGUCUACGGCAGUUUCCAGGAACCAGCCGUCGUCGGUUUGAUCCUUGAAUGCACUCCGGUCAUCGUCUCAGCUCAACUCCAAGGCUUUCAUCUGUAUAGACUCAAAGGACGUUUGCAUCCAUGUAUUUCUCCUUCUGAGAACGGAGUUAUCAACGGAAAGGUACUAACAGGAUUGACAGAUGCUCAGCUAGAGAAUUUAGAUAUGAUCGAAGGAGAUGAAUACGUGAGGAAGACUGUUGAUGUUGUAUUGACUGGCACUUCUGAGAAGAUGAAAGUGGAAGCCUUUAUAUGGGCUAACAAGGAUGAUCCUGACAUGUAUGGAGAAUGGGAUUUCGAGGAAUGGAAGCGGCUUCAUAUGGAGAAAUUCAUAGAGGCAUCAAAGAAGUUCAUCGAAUGGAAGAAGAAUCCUGAUGGGAGAACAAGAGAAGAGUUUGCCAAAUUUGUGAACGAAGACCCUCCCGUGGCAUGAACAAUUUUUGUCUUGCCUUUUUAUCUAUCUUUUUAAUUCAAAAUAAAAGGGGUCUCACUUUAGACGAAAUAAGAGGCUUUGUAAGUUUGGAACACAAAGAACAUGUUGAAUCUGUAUUGUGAGCAUUGAGUUGUAUGUUUGAACAAAUAAAAACAUUGAGUUGUAUGUAAUGCAAGUGUUGUUUUUGUCAUUUCUAAUAAUGUCUUUGAGAUAAAAAAAAGA
This is a messenger RNA of Eutrema salsugineum, 866 nucleotides long. RefSeq names its product protein AIG2 B. Lineage: Eukaryota; Viridiplantae; Streptophyta; Magnoliopsida; Brassicales; Brassicaceae. The coding region runs from base 138 to 644 and encodes 168 amino acids. The record is from RefSeq and is a predicted model, not a curated record. The transcript is spliced from 5 exons.